This is a messenger RNA of Paramecium tetraurelia, 651 nucleotides long. RefSeq lists its product as uncharacterized. The transcript is spliced from 2 exons. Gene Ontology annotation, biological process: regulation of DNA-templated transcription. NCBI's taxonomy places the organism in Eukaryota, Ciliophora, Oligohymenophorea, Peniculida, Parameciidae. The record is from RefSeq and is a predicted model, not a curated record. Gene Ontology annotation, cellular component: nucleus.
AUGAGUAAUCACGAACUCUCAGAAGAGAAUAAACCUCCAAAGUUAUUAUUAUUGUGGAGUAAAUGUUCUGAGUUUAGCGAAAUUGAUUUAGAAAAUAAGUAGUCUCCUAAAAUGGUGAAGUUAAGAAAAUUGAAUUCCACAAUAGAGAACAAUGAAUAACUUCAUCAAGUUAUUAAUAGAUAAGUAGAUUUAAUUGUAGUCAAAGAAGAAAGUCCGAAAUUAGAGAGUAAUAAAUGGCAACCAUGCAGUUGUACUAAAACCAAUUGUUUGAAAAUGUAUUGUUCUUGCUUUCACAAUGGAUAAACAUGUGUAGAAUUAUGUAAGUGUGAGGAUUGCAAAAAUGUUGACGAGUACUUAAAUUAAAGACAUGAGGCAGUUGAAUACAUAAAGAAAAAAGCUCAUAGAAAUAAAAAAGUUACGUAAGAGAAAUUAUUUGAAACAAAAGAAGUUUGGGGAUGUAAUUGUAAAAAGACUAGAUGUCUAAAGAGAUAUUGCGAAUGUUUUAUUAGAUAGAAGACUUGUACAGUUGAUUGUAAUUGCAAUUAUUGUGAAAAUGGCAAAGAUGAGGAUUUAUUUGAAGAAAUAAAAAGAUAAAAUGAAUAACCAAGAUAAUUAAAAAAAAAUAGAUCUGAGAGAUUGUUCAAUAAAUGA